AUGAAACCAUCAGAACGAGGUCUAUCGACUUAUUCCAAUGAUGGCAGCACUCGCUCCUUCCAUCUCGAUGACAGUGACGAUGAGCAAACGCUUCCACCCAAUGCGUCCGAAACACGCGUGCUGCUAUCUGGUGACGAACACAUUCCACGUUAUUUAACGGCAUCUCCUUUGCCUUCUGCUCAACCUUAUGACGAUGGACCCAAGGAUUUCUGGGGUUUGCUCAAGAGGCGAUCAAAGUAUUACCUGCCAAUCCUUCAGUGGCUCCCACACUAUACGUUCAACCUGUUCUUGGGUGAUUUCAUGUCAGCCAUGACAUUGUCCUGCCUAUUGAUUCCUCAAGGUUUAUCCUACGCAACAGCAUUAUGCAAACUCGAAGCCAUCCAUGGUCUUAUGGGUAUCGCCUUUCCUGCUAUGACUUAUGCAGUCUUUGGUAUGUCAAGACAAAUGUCUGUGGGUCCAGAAGCUCCUCUUGCCUUAUUGGUAGGCUCAUCCAUUGCAAUGCAGCAACACUUGCAUUCGAAUGGCGAUCCUAUUGACCCGCUUGCUUGGGCGAGUCUCAUGACUUUGUUUGUGGGCCUAUUCACCCUGUUGCUUGGUAUCUUUCGACUUGGUUUCCUCGACAGCCUUAUGAGUCGUGCCCUGUUACGUGGAUUUAUUACUGGUGUCGCACUCGUGGUCAUGGUACAACAAAGUGUUAUUUUACUGGGUCUUGUGGACAAGAGCACUGAUUGGGGCAUCAAUGAAGCAUCCUCUAGCAUCGAUCGUAUUGUAUUCUUGGUGCAAAAUAUCCAACAUUCGCAUCUUUUGACAUCAGGUGUCUCUAUUGUGUCCGUGAGCAUCUUACUUGUCAUGCGCGUGAUCAAAGCCAAGGCUCCCAACAAGCGAUGGUUACAACUCUUCCCUGAAGCCCUGAUUGUGGUCAUUGUAUCAGUCAUGUUGACCGAUUAUUUUGAUUGGGAAAACCAAGGUCUUGAUAUUUUGGGUGCUACUGAAGCAAAGGGUAUCCCGAUCCCAUCUAUUCCUGCGUUUCCACAAAACAAGCACAUGAAGGAUUUAUUGGUCACCUCUGCCAUGAUUGCGGUGAUUGGCUUUGUUGAGUCCGUGGCUAUUGCAAAGACAUAUUCCAACAAGUACAAUUACUCGGUCAGCCCCAAUCGAGAACUAGUAGCCCUUGGAGCAGCCAAUAUUGCUAGCGGUCUUUUCCAGGGUAUUCCUGCUUUUGGAAGUAUUUCUCGGAGCAAAAUCAAUGAUCGUGCUGGUGGUCGUACACAAAUGGCUGGAUUGAUUGCAGGUGUCAUUGCCUUACUUGCCAUUCUCUUUUUACUUCCAUGCUUUUAUUAUCUUCCCAAGGCUGUGCUUUCGGCUAUCAUCUUUGUCGCCGUCUUAUCGUUGCUAGCUGAACUUCCUGAAGAUCUGCACUUUAUCUUCCAAAUUGGUGCAUGGAAGGACCUCGCUUUACUUUCGUUGACGUUUAUUGCAACCAUGAUCGUCUCUUUGGAAUUCGGCACCCUUAUUGCAGUCACCUUGUCUCUGUUGCUCACCAUCAAAGAAACCAGCUAUCCUCGCAUCUCCAUCAUGGGACGCGUCAAGGGCACAACUAACAAAUUCAAGCCCAUCCAUGAGGAUCCCAAUGAGAUUGAACACCUUGCUGAUGUGCUUAUCAUUCGUAUCGAUGAACCACUUUUCUUUGUGAAUACCGGACAGCUCAAGGAUCGUUUACGCCGUCUCGAAUUGUUUGGUGACAUGUCCAUCCAUCCUUCAGAGUCCAGACGAUUAGGCGAUUCUUCUUAUAUCAUCUUUGAUGUUGGCAGCAUGCCUUAUGUGGAUGCAAGUGCUGUGCAAAUCAUGCUCGAGAUUGUAGAAGCCUACCAUGCUCGUCAAGUGGCUGUCUAUUUUGUCAAGCUAAGGGAUAGACCCAUGAAGCUAUUUGAAAAGGCUGGCAUCCUCAAACUAGUUGGCCGAGACCACCUAUACCGAAAAGUGUCGGAAGCAAUCGAAACUAUUGAAAAGGAUAAAAUGCAACGAGAACCGGUCCUUAUCCAGUGA
Molecule: messenger RNA, 2046 nt
Organism: Lichtheimia ornata
Lineage: Eukaryota; Fungi; Mucoromycota; Mucoromycetes; Mucorales; Lichtheimiaceae
Exons: 8
Coding region: 1-2046 (681 amino acids)
Biological process (GO): transmembrane transport
Cellular component (GO): membrane
Molecular function (GO): sulfate transmembrane transporter activity
Source: RefSeq, a predicted model, not a curated record